AUGGGAUCGUAUGUCGUUGUAUUAGCCUUUCUGUGUUUUUUCUGUUGUAACGUUAUUGGAGCUAGCAAAGACAAUUGUCUCAGACACGGACAUCCGCCGGUUACUCGAAACCGGACCUUAGUCUCCGCCGGCGGGAACUUCGCGUUAGGAUUCUUCCGCCCCGGAAACUCGUCGUAUUCCUUCCUAGGAAUAUGGUAUAACACCAUCAACAACACCGUGAUCUGGGUGGCCAACAGAGAAUCUCCUCUGCCUCCUCAAGAUUCUGAAGCCGUUUUCACACUCGGGGACGAUGGGAAUUUGCUGCUUUUGGAUGGCGAAAGAAAUGCUAUAUGGUCCACGAAUAUCUCCGGCGGCGGCGGAAACUCCUCCUUCGCCCAACUGCGAGACACGGGAGAUCUCAUUCUGAAGCAGGGCGAGAGCCGUGUUUGGGAAAGCUUCAAUGGCGACAGCGAUUCAUUAAUGCCGGAGAUGAGGCUAAUGGUAAACAAGAAAACCGGAAAACGGAACGUGAUAAGAUGUUGGAGUAGCAGUGAUGAUCCCCGGCCAGGGAAAUUCUCCUUGGGAAUGGAUCCUAAAGGGUCUCCUCAAAUUUUGAUUUGGAAAGAAGAUGUUCCUUAUUCUAGGAGCAAUUUGUUCCAGGAUGGGUUUGUUUACUAUAGGUACUUUCCAGAACUGGGAUACUCUGCAUCUUAUUCUUUUGCUACAAAAAAUCAUAAAGAAUAUUUAAGCUAUGGAUAUAAUAAUGACAUCUCAUAUCACCCAAGGGCCAUCUUGACUCCGACCGGCCAUCUUCAGUUAAUGUUAAGGCAAAAAGGAAGAAGAGAUAAUAAAUGGGUGAUACUGUGGCAGGUGCCAUCCACCAAGUGUGAUUUAUACUCACACUGUGGUUCAUUUGGGGUCUGUGAGCAACACGGUUCACACUCGGUUUGCAGUUGCUUGAAAGGGUUUAAACCAAAAUCUCAGAAAGAUUGGGAUAAGGGGAAGUAUGAAGCAGGGUGUGUGAGGAGUGUAGAGUUGGGGUGUGGGGAAGAUAGUGAUGAAUUUAUGAGGUUGGGGUUGAUGAAAUGGCCUGAUCAUUCAUAUUCCAUGGGGAAGAUGAUGUUUAUGGAAUGUAAAUUAGAGUGUUCCAGGAAUUGCUCCUGCACCGCUUUUGCGCAUGCAAAUAUCACUCCUUACUCUGAGGCCAAUUGUAUAAAUUGGUUUGGCGACUUGGUCGAUUUGACGCAUAAAUAUUCAGCUGGUUUUAACGAUUUCGGCCAAGAUCUCCAUGUUCGAGUUCAUGCAUCUGAGCUAAGUAAUAAAGAUGGAAGCGGUGGAAAUGGACAUUCAGCUUACAAAAACAAAGGUGUUGUUGCAGUAAUAGUUGCUUCAGUGUCUGCAUUCUUUCUUAUUACUGGAUUCGUGUACUUUACAAGGAAAGGUUGGGUAUGUAAAAAGUCUACAAUGUCAACUGCAACCCCUGUUGCAAAGGAUGAUAUAGAGUUGCAACAGCUUAGCUUGCAGAGUAUAAUUGAUGCUACAAACAACUUUGAUUAUGCAAACAAACUCGGAGAGGGUGGUUUUGGCCCGGUUUAUAAGGGAUUUUUAUCUGAAUUUGGGAUGGUAGCAAUCAAAAGACUAUCCAAGCAAUCAUCUCAAGGUCAAGAGGAGUUCAUGAAUGAGCUGAAACUAAUUGCAAAGCUACAGCAUACAAAUCUUGUGAGUCUAUUGGGCUGUUGCAUCGAAGAUGAAGAGAAAAUAUUAAUUUACGAGUACUUGUCGAAGAGAAGCCUGGACAACUUUUUGUUUGAUACAUUUCAAAAAGAAAAUUUAGAUUGGAGCACACGCUUUCAGAUAAUAGAAGGCAUUGCUCAAGGAAUUCUUUAUCUUCACAAGUAUUCCAGACUAAAAAUCAUUCACCGAGACUUAAAACCAAGCAAUAUUUUACUUGAUGAAACAAUGAAACCCAAAAUAUCAGAUUUUGGAAUGGCAAGAAUUUUUGGAAUUGAUCAAACUCAUGCAGAAACAAAUCAUGUAGUUGGAACAUAUGGCUACAUUCCACCUGAAUAUGUAUUGCACGGGCAAUUUUCUGAAAAAUCUGAUGUAUUUAGUUAUGGAGUGUUGCUGUUAGAAAUUGUUAAUGGUCGAAGAAAUUCUACUUUUUUUCAUACUCAACUUUCAGUCACCCUCAUAGGAUGGGCAUGGCUAAACUGGAAAAAAGGACAACUACUUGAAUUUGUUGAUCCAGCAAUAAGGGAAUCAUACGACUUCCUCAAGAUCGUAAGGUGUAUUGAAGUGGGACUUUUAUGUGUGCAAGCUAUUCCAACAGAUAGGCCAGCAAUGCUUGAUGUAGUUUGCAUGUUGAGCAAUGAUCCUGAAACACCAAUUCCAACAAUUAAAGAGCCUGCAUAUGUUUCUAGCAAUUCCAUUGCCAUUAGUUCUACUUCUUAUCCAAAGUCAAGUGGUUCUAACUCCAAAAAUGAGGUUACAAUUAGUAUUCUCGAGCCUCGAUAA
Ipomoea triloba (trilobed morning glory) is the source of this 2493-nucleotide messenger RNA. RefSeq names its product receptor-like serine/threonine-protein kinase SD1-8. The record is from RefSeq and is a predicted model, not a curated record. The transcript is spliced from 7 exons. Bases 1 to 2493 code for a protein of 830 amino acids. NCBI's taxonomy places the organism in Eukaryota, Viridiplantae, Streptophyta, Magnoliopsida, Solanales, Convolvulaceae. Gene Ontology annotation, biological process: recognition of pollen; protein phosphorylation. Gene Ontology annotation, molecular function: ATP binding; protein serine/threonine kinase activity.